ACUGUCUGCAUUGGUAGCUGUGAUGCAAUGACGCAGUCGGUGUGUUCGAAGCGUAAGGACUACUGUCUGCAUUGGUAGCAGUGAUGCAAUGACGCAGUCGGUGUGUUCGAAGCGUAAGGAGUACUGUCUGCAUUGGUAGCAGUGAUGCAACGACGCAGUCGGUGUGUUCGAAGCGUAAGGAGUACUGUCUGCAUUGGUAGCAGUGAUGCCAUGACGCAGUCGGUGUGUUCGAAGCGUAAGGACUACUGUCUGCAUUGGUAGCAGUGAUGCCUUGACGCAGUCGGUGUGUUCGAAGCGUAAGGACUACUGUCUGCAUUGGUAGCAGUGAUGCCUCUACGCAGUCGGUGUGUUCGAAGCGUAAGGAGUACUGUCUGCAUUGGUAGCUGUGCUGCUGUGGACUUUGUGAGGAAACCUGCAUGGAACUGCCAUACUUCACUGAGGGAAUAUCUACUAAGUACAUUCCCCAUGAACGGCUGUGCUGCAUGUCAGAAGUGUCGCUGCAUCCGAACGUCCUCUGCUUUCAUCUCUCCUAGGCUGUUCCACAGGAUAGAGAUCCUACCUCCAGGUGCCCACUGUCGUCAAACAGAGAUCAUCGUUACCAAGAAGGACAAAGCCACCGUCUGUGUGACUCCAGAUGCACGAUGGAUCAACAAAGUCAUUACCAAGUUACAAAGUAGCAACAAGAAGAAGAGAAGUGCAGAACUUCCCCAUCUCAACCACCAUUGAGUGAAUUGGAACAGGAAUGUAUCAAGUUGGAGCUAAAUGGAAAUGUGACACCAAUGUAAUACCAAUGUAAUACCAAUGUAAUACCAAUGUAAUACCAAUGUAAUACCAAUGUAAUACCAAUGUAAUACCAAUGUAAUACCAAUGUGAUACCAAUGUGAUACCAAUGUAAUACCAAUGUGAUACCAAUGUAAUACCAAUGUGAUACCAAUGUGAUACCAAUGUAAUACCAAUGUGAUACCAAUGUGAUACCAAUGUGAUACCAAUGUGAUACCAAUGUGAUACCAAUGUGAUACCAAUGUGAUACCAAUGUGAUACCAAUGUAAUACCAAUGUGAUACCAAUGGAUUCUAUUCAAAUAUGAUUCCAAUACCAAGUGAAUUAUUUGAUGUUAAAUGAUCUCAGUAUGUAUUGUUAGGUUGUUAUUGUUCAGAGUAAAUAACCCACGGACACUAGA
Messenger RNA from Salmo salar (Atlantic salmon), 1179 nucleotides. NCBI's taxonomy places the organism in Eukaryota, Metazoa, Chordata, Actinopteri, Salmoniformes, Salmonidae. The record is from RefSeq and is a predicted model, not a curated record.